UCCAAUUUCUCUCGGUCAGUCAGUCAGAGUCAAUCAAACGUUGCAGACGAAAGGCGCUCUUGGAGCAAGUACCAGUCAGUACCUAGCAGCCGGCCCAGGCCCCAUUCAUAACAAAUUCAACGUGACCGUGUGUAUGGUGUGGUGUUUGGGGGUCUUUUGAAGGAGUGUAUAUCCGCACAUUUCCUGCCCUUAAGUUUGGCUGUGGUAGCAGAGCAGCAGUUGGUGAGCCGGAAAGGAAAUUCGUUCAACCAGAGCUAAUUCGGUGUGUCGUUUUUCACGAUUUUCGAGACAAAUUCGCUGUUAAUUGCUAAAAUUAGCGAGUUUCGAUAUCACUACGAGCAGUGUCAUCUUUGGGGUGUGCUUCGACGGCUGAGAGGAAAUCGAUACGUGUGAUUCUCGUCGUGGAAAAUCAAGGCAGAAAAAAUAAGUUAAAAUAAAGAGUAAAGUGCCGGUCAGAGAAGAGUCACGACACUCGGUAGUGUGCGGGAAAGUGUGUGACAAAACGGUGUGAGCGUUCGGAUAAAGGUGUUGGUGUUGUACAGGUCCGACACGAGUUUGAUUCAUCACUCGGCGACGUCGACGUCGACCCAAGUGUUGGAAAACGUGAUUCUGCCUAGCGGCGCAGUUUCAUAUAUGCAUAAAUACUUUGUGAAUUCGAGCGUGAAAUACGUGAUCAAGUAAAAGUGUCGAAGAUCAAGUUCAGAGCGUGACUCAAGUGGGUUGAACUUGAUCCUUGGGUGGUGGUCGUAGCAAAGUAAUUCGGUGAAGAAACACCAACAGUUUGUCCCGGUUUUACGUGUGCGAGCUACUACAAAACAACUAAUUACAUGUGUAAAUUAGCAAGCACGAAGAAUUCGAUCCUGCACGACAACAAGAAACGUGUCCGGCUUUUCUUCCGCAAGCCACGUUACACGCACUAUUGCUCGGUUUGGUACAUUAUAGAAUCGGCAGCGGCCGCGGCAGAGAAGAAGUCGUUCAACGGCGCAGAUCGACGGGCACGGAUCAACUAAGUCUCUCUCGCACAAGAACCCAGUAAGUGCUUUGUGUGCUUUGAGUGCCCACAGGACUUCCUAGUCCGAACCUUCGCCACAUACAACUCUACCCACGUCGGAGUUGGCUGUACCCACAGCAACCGGUUCUACACCGCGAGCUUUAUAUAACUCCCUGAGAUCCCGAAGAGCGAGCGCGCGCGUACGCCCUAAGCAGUGCUACAGUGUUUCGUCGCAAGCAAGCAUUCUCAGUGUCGAUAUAGUGUCGUCGACGACGUAGCAGGCUGUGUGGUACGUUCUGCUCGAUCGCGCGUGGAAAACACCGUGUCGGUCACUGCCUUCCGAGGCGAACAAGAAGAAGAAUAAACUUGGAGGACUAGGAAGUGCCAAAAUAGUGUCGAGACUUCAAGACAGAGGUUGGACAGUUCGCAGUGAUCAAACAUGGAAGGCUACUGGGAAGCGGCCAACGGUCACGCACCGCAUCCUGUCAAAUAUGAGAGUGAAGCAUCCGUGCCCGGAUAUUCGUACUGUAACGAGCAACUAAAUUUCUCCACAACCAACACCAACUACAGCGAGGAUGACGCCGACUUUGCGCCCGGCCGGCGAGGAAAAACAUCCAGGCAAGACCCUUUAUCACAUCGAAUAAUAGAGAAGCGCCGGCGCGACCGGAUGAACUCCUGCCUCGCCGACCUGUCCCGCCUGAUCCCCCAGCAGUACAUGCGCAAGGGCCGUGGCCGCGUGGAAAAGACGGAAAUCAUCGAGAUGGCCAUCCGGCACCUGAAGAACCUGCAGAACCAGGAGUGUCUGCGGGAGUCUUCGUGCGCCGAGCAGUACCGGAUCGGCUACAACGAGUGUCUCACCGAGGCGGCCAAGUUCAUACUGCGCGAGCGUGGCGAGGAGACGUGCUACCGGAUGGUGACGCACCUUAAGGAGCACUGCAGCGAGCUCAUGAAGGGUGAGUUGAUGAAGUCUCGCUGUGGUUCAGAGAUCCCGAACGGCGUGAGCAGUCCCGUGUAUCUGCAUCCGGGUCCGUUGUCGCAGCUGCGAGAUAUGCUGUCCUGCCCGUCGGACAUGGAGCACAGCAGCAACGACCAUCACGACGUCAAGGAUCUGAGCUAUCGUAGCAGUAGUAACAAUGGGAGUAGUCACAGCAGCAGCAACAACAGCAGUAACAACCCCCCACAGGCGGCCGUGAUCACGUCGACGGCACCGAGCAGCGUCCAACAUCUGGAUACUUCGAGUAAUCACUCGACGACAGACUUUGAGGCGUCAUCGCCGUCGCGUAUUUCAACCAGUUCCACCAGCGGCGUUGGCAAUGGCCAGAUGCAUCACCACUCGCAGGACACCAACAACAACAUCAACGCCCAGCACGAAAGUGUUCUGCGGACGAUCCGGAUGCGAAAGUUUUCGGAAACCUCGCCCGAACACGAUCAUAGCCACAACAGCUAUAAGUUCAAGAACUACAUUCAGCAGCGUUUCUCGCAGGACACCCACGGCAACGAGAACGGCCAUAUGUUGAGCGAAGUGGCGCACAGUCCUUCUUCCGUCCACGAGGAUCACCAUCAUCUGCAGAUGGCGGACAUUCCUCCACCACAGCCCCUAACCGGCAAGUCUCUAGUCAACGGAGUGGGUUCGAAAAGUAAACCCGAAAGUGCCACCAGCCAUCACCACCACCAGAACGGCAUCAGCGACGAACCGUUGUCGUUGAAGCGGAAAGCACCCUCGCCUGCCCCGACGACCAUGUCCGACCGGGACGACCUGAUGCUGUUGGAAAAGAAGCCCGCGAAAAACGGUCUGACCGAAAUCAAGAACGAGCACGCCGCGUCACGUGGCCCCGCCGGCUAUCUGGUUCCGAUCUUUGCCUGCCAUCGACAGGGCUUCUACGUGCCCAUGAACGUGGACUACGAAGCGCUGCAGCCCUAUCUGAACGGAAUUGACCUGUUCGGCAAGAGCUCGUGGCAGCAUCCGAUGCCUCCGCUGCACCCGAUCAGCAUCAGCGUCAACUACGCCCCGCUCAGCACUGGCCAGCUGAUGAUGAAGGCCUCCGCGGCGGCGGCGGCCGCAGCAACAGGCAACGUUAAGCUGGUCGAGGGCAUGCUCAACGGAUGCUAGGCCGGGGUGGCCGCUCCAACCGAGUUAGGGUAGUUUAGUGAUAACGAAAGAAUGGAGAAGGAAUUUUCCUGGAUUGGUUUGUCCCAUUUUUUAUAAUUUUUGGUUGCAGUUAGUCGCUCAAAAAGCUUUUUGAAUGCAGAAGAGAGCGUUUUGGUUCAAAAGGAAGAGCAAUCGAGUAACUUUCAUUUCUCUCCUUUCCGUUUAAUAAUUGCUCUGGAGCAAGAUGAAAUAAAAGGUGAGAAAACGAGCUACUCUUUUGCUCACUGUCACACUAUUUUUUCCUGAAAUUUACAUAAUAACGGAACAUUUCAAAAGGUUAAUGAGCAUAAAUUCGCCAUAUCAAAUUUAGCAGCUGCAACCUCCAAUAAAACAACAACAAGUGCAUUUUUUAUGCUGAUAUGCAUUUGAUCCCUUUUUUUAGUUGUCCGUUUUAGUUAAGUAAAUUUUGUAUAAAUGAGAAAAACAUCUUUUUUAACCUAUAAUUGGAGAGGAAAAAGCUCACACGAGUUUACUUAAAAGCAGAAAGUCACUAAAAUAUUUCGCAUGCGAACAAAAAGUCCCCUCCUAAUCAUAGUUAGACAAUAAAACAUCUACUAGCUACUACUCUGAAGUUCAGUCAUCUUCGCCAGUAAAGAAAAAAAUAUGUAACACGAAAAGAACAACAAGAAUUCCAUUGCUAUCGCUAUGAAAGAACCAAGUAACUGACUUAUUACAAAAUAAUGCUAAAAUUUAAACAAACUAUGUGUAUUUGUAUAUUUAAACUCAGGUGAACAAUAUUUGUAGCAGAAAAAAAACAGUGGAAGGCAAAUGCAAGAUAGAUAGCGCGUGAUAGAAAAAAAAAUCAAUUCAAAAAAGGGCAGAAUGUGCAAAAGCGAAAACAAAUGCAACACAAACCACAAACUAGCCUGUUCUACCGAUCGGUAGGGCACAAUUAAUACAAACGUGAAACAAACGCAACCUUCGGGAUUGCAUGCCAUUUCUUCUAACAAACAACCUUCACACAACAAACAAAUUAUUUCGCAUCUUGUUUUAUCAACCAACAAAAACAGAGACACUUAAACAAAAACUAGGAGUUAGGCUUAGUUAAGAGCUAAAGUGUCUAUAAAAAAACAACAAAACGCCAGCAAACAAAAUGGAAACCAUAGUAAGUAAUGCCGCCGUCAACGGGCGCAAUUUCAAAGAAACAAAACAAAAACAAAACGCGGUUAUGUUUCAUGUAACCGGCGAGUUUUACUUUUUUUUGUAACAAAUGUAAUUAUAUUAAAAUCUUUUAAUCUGUGAUACUGAUUAACAAAUGCAUGCAGAAAAGCAACGAAAUGAUGAAAGAAAAUGCAAAGGAAACAAACAAACAGGAGGAAACAAAUACCUAUAACAUGAGUAGAAACAACGUAGGUUAAAUAUUGUAAACAAACAAACAAACAGAAAUAAAAACACUGAUGGUUUGAAACAACAACAAAUCAGUCGCUUUUUGUCGUUGUAUAUUUGUAAAACCACAAGCAUCAAAACGGAGAACGUGUAGGACGCGACAAGCUGAAAAUGGGGAAGCCGUUUUUUAUUAACGUGAAAGGACAAACGCUGUACAUAGUGGAGGAAAAUAAACCAAAUAAAUUGUCAUAAAAUAUCAAAA
Molecule: messenger RNA, 4728 nt
Organism: Culex pipiens pallens (northern house mosquito)
Lineage: Eukaryota; Metazoa; Arthropoda; Insecta; Diptera; Culicidae
Gene: cwo
Product: transcription factor cwo
Exons: 4
Coding region: 1431-3101 (556 amino acids)
Biological process (GO): anterior/posterior pattern specification; regulation of transcription by RNA polymerase II; regulation of circadian rhythm
Cellular component (GO): nucleus
Molecular function (GO): protein dimerization activity; DNA-binding transcription factor activity, RNA polymerase II-specific; RNA polymerase II cis-regulatory region sequence-specific DNA binding
Source: RefSeq, a predicted model, not a curated record